This is a messenger RNA of Apis dorsata (giant honeybee), 1010 nucleotides long. RefSeq lists its product as uncharacterized. The transcript has 2 exons. Bases 373 to 666 code for a protein of 97 amino acids. NCBI's taxonomy places the organism in Eukaryota, Metazoa, Arthropoda, Insecta, Hymenoptera, Apidae. The record is from RefSeq and is a predicted model, not a curated record.
CAAUCAAGACUCGCAUAUAUCAAUAAUCCCAUUCAAUUCAAUGAAGCGGCUCUUAACGACUUGUUCAAGAAUUACAAAAAUCUAAUCUAUCAAACAUCGAACAAUUCUUACGAUUCGCUUUUUGGACAAUGGCCAAGGACGUGUUGCUUAAUCCACCGUCAACUACGAGGCCCUGCAGCCCCCCCGUGACCGACAAUGCCGAGAGGUUAAUAAUUAUGCGCGGUUACGCGAGGCAGUUAUCAAAAAUCGAUGCACGUAUCCGCCAACAUAGCGAUCGAAUAGGUAUAAAAGGGGGGCACAGCCGUGUUUCGAGCAUCAAUCGAUUUUCAACCAGCUCUCAAGCUUGUAACAACUCCUCAACCUACCUGCAACAUGAAGUGCAUCGCAGCCGUCGUUUUGCUCGCCCUGGUUGCCGUGGCUUUCGCCAAACCAUUGGAAACGGAGUCGAUCGAGCCCGCUAAGGCCGAAUCGGUGGAAGCGGAAGUUGAGGCCGCGCCUCGCGACAAGCGAGGACUGCUGGUGGGCGCGGCUUACACAGCUCCAGUCGCCUACAGCGCUUACACGGCGCCGAUCGCGUACACGUCUGCCUACAGCUACCCUUACGCCGCGUACACCGGCUAUCCUUACUACGCCUCUGCAUACUCAGCGCCCUACUACGUUCUCUAGAACGGGCCUGUAUUUCGGACCUAAUAACAUUCGACGACUGCGCCACGAUCUACGACAGCUCUCAGUCUCGGAGAGCUUUCCAUCGUUUUCGAUCGAGAUGCACGAAUAUAAUUAUCGCGGAGAGAUGCUUGCGAAUGGCUCCUGAUCGAGAUUGGUAUAACACACGAGAUGAUAUGAAGGAUGUGAGAGAGGAAUCGACGAGAGUGUUUGCCGGCAUUUCUCCGCGCUUCUUGACAACUAACAAUCGAUGAACAUAUAUAUAUAUAUAUAUAUAUAUAUAUAGAUGUAAAUUUUCUGCACACAAUGUAGAUGUAAGAUGUUAAUAAAUUUCAUUGCAAAGUAAA